GGAUGUGAUGACAUGGAAUGACAGUGAGAUAGAAAAAUUGGAAGUGGGGCAGAAUAGGGUAGCAAGAAUGGCACUGAAUGCACCAAGGUUUGCAGCAGUAGAGGCUCUUAGGGGGGACAUGGGAUGGAGCACGUUUAGGGAAAGACUAGUAAAGGCAACCUUGAGAUAUAAAGUGAGACUGGAACAAAUGGAGGAUGCAAGAUUAGCAAGGAAAGUAUACUUGUGGAGUAUAAGAGAUGGCAAAUGGGCGAAUAAAUGUGGGCGAAUGAUAGACAGGAAUGUUAUGCUAAGUAGGUGGGUGUACCGACCCUUUGAAGAUAGACAGAAUGUGUUUGAAUGGAGAAUAACAAACAGAAAUGGAGAGGGGUUUGAGUGGGAUGUAAGAAAGUGGAAGAAUGUGAUAGAUAUGGCAGUUAAAGAUGAGGGAUUGAGCAAGUGGAAGAAUGAGAUGGAAAGAAAGGAAACUCUCGACUGGUAUAGGGAGAAAGAGGCCCCAAAGUGUGAGGUGUGGUAUGAGGGAAGCCUGGGAGGUGAUCUUCUUUUCCGUGCUAGAGCGCAGUGUCUGGAUGUGAAUGCAAGGAACUAUAGAUGGUCUGAGUCCCGCAGCAAAAGACGAGUGGACGAGUGAUUGAGGCAGUGAAAGAGUUCUUGGAGGGCAUGUGGCGUGAAAGAUGUAGGGAAUGAUAUCUUGCCCCGAGAACAUUGACUUCCCGCAUGUUUUGUUUUCUUUUCACAGGAGCUGCCGAUAUAAAGGCCUGGCUGGGGAGAAAUCCCGAGCCACCUGUGACAUCAAGAUCAAGAUCAAGAUCAAGCCCCAGCCCCAGACCCGUGGCACCGCGGCACACGGCAAAAUGGCAGGUGUUGGAGGCCGGGCUGCCGCUCACCUGUCGCGGCACCUGGCCAGGCUGAGGCUGCUGCAGGGCCCCAGGCUGCCCCAGGCCCACGCCGCCGCCCUCCUGCACGCCACGCCGGCCCUGGACGCUGAAGGCAUCCCUAUUAAAAUGCCGUCACUGUCGCCCACCAUGACCGAGGGCACCAUUAUCAAGUGGCUGAAGGAGGAGGGCGAGACCAUCAACCCCGGCGACGUGCUGUGUGACAUCCAGACGGACAAGGCGGUGGUGGCCCUGGACAUAGAGGAAGAGGGGGUGCUGGCGAAGAUAUUGGUCCCAGACGACACCAAGGACGUGAAGGUGGGCACACUGAUCGCCUUAAUGGUGGGCGAGGGCGAGGACUGGAAGACUGUGGAGAUGCCGAGCACAGUGGAGGGAGAUGCACCGGCGCCCUCACCCACUGCGGAGACUGCUGCUAAGGCGCCGGCAGGAGGGGACGGAGGACAUGGCAACUACGGGCCAUCAGUGAGGUUGUUGCUGGAGCAGUAUGGCCUCAGGGCAGACGACGUGCCUCCUGGGGGUCCUCACGGCAUCCUAGUGAAGGGGGACGUCCUACGCUUUGUGAAGGAGAGAAACUUGCAGGCCAGGACACCAGCGGCAGUUCCCCCUCCUGAAGCACCUAAGGCUGCUGCUGCCCCCGCCACCGCUGCACCUCCCAAGCCUCCACCAGCACCGACCCCGGGCAUAGGAGGGCAGAGUGGUUAUGUUGACGUCGAAGUGACUAGCAUGAGGAGAACAAUCGCAAAGAGACUCUCACAAUCAAAGACAACGAUAGCCCACUCCUACGCGUCGAUGGAGUGCCGCAUGGACAGUUUGCUGGAGCUGAGGAAGCAGUUUAAGGAGGAGGGUGUCAAUGUGAGCGUCAACGACCUGCUCAUCAAGGCCGUGGCGUUGGCGCUCUCCAGGUGUCCCGAGAUGAACUGUGUGUGGCAGGGAGACCAGCUGAAGGUUGGUGGGGCGGUGGACAUCAGCGUUGCCGUGGCCACCCCAGCGGGCCUCAUCACCCCCAUUGUGCGAGGGGCGGACUCUAGAGGACUGGAGGACAUUGCUGCCGCUGUGAGGGAUCUUGCCACCCGCGCCAAGGAGAACAAGCUGAAGUUGGAUGAGUUUCAGGGUGGAACAUUCACCAUAUCCAACCUUGGCAUGUUCGGCAUCAGGGAGUUCAGCGCCAUCAUCAACCCUCCCCAGUGUGGUAUCCUGGCCGUGGGGGGCAGCCGCCUUGUGCCAGAUGAGUCCGGGGCGCCGGUGACCCUCAUGACCUCCCAGCUGUCCUUCGACCGUGGCGCCGUGGACGACUUCCAGGCAGCAGAGUUCCUGGACACCCUCAAGACUAUCCUGGAGAACCCCAAGACCAUCCUGCUGGGCUCCUACGCCGCCACUGUGCCGCACCCUCUCGCCGCCCUCCUCUGAGCCUGCUAAAAAUGCUCACGUUUUACUAAAUGUUUUACUCGGGAAGAUGUGUUGAGUUUUUUAGUCGGUUAAAUUCCAAAGUUCGUUAACUUUUAAACUCGACAUGUUAACAUAUUCUUUUUUGUGCGUGACUUCAGUGCCGGCCAGUCAAAUACUCUUAUUUCAGGAUGUUGAUAAAAUUGAUGUUUGGUUUUACAGAGAAAAUUUAAUUUGGUUUCUUAAAUUUCCUGCAAGCACACAGCAUCCACAAGUACAUGGCACGUACAUGAGAUUUGUUACUGUAAUUUACUUAUUGUUAUUGUAUAUAUUGUAAAGCUUAUUUAAUAAAUAAGUUAAGACUGAAGAAA
Eriocheir sinensis (Chinese mitten crab) is the source of this 2647-nucleotide messenger RNA. Its product is annotated as pyruvate dehydrogenase protein X component, mitochondrial-like. Gene Ontology annotation, biological process: pyruvate decarboxylation to acetyl-CoA. Gene Ontology annotation, cellular component: mitochondrion; pyruvate dehydrogenase complex. NCBI's taxonomy places the organism in Eukaryota, Metazoa, Arthropoda, Malacostraca, Decapoda, Varunidae. Gene Ontology annotation, molecular function: acyltransferase activity. The transcript is spliced from 10 exons. The record is from RefSeq and is a predicted model, not a curated record. The coding region runs from base 681 to 2300 and encodes 539 amino acids.